AUGGGAAGGUACAAGGAGGUUUAUCCACGUAUUAUGCUAAUUCCGUCAAUCCUUGUACUCAUUGUUUGGGUAUCAUCGGCAACAGAUUACACGUAUGAUGAAUUCACAUACCCAGAUGAGUGUCCUGGAGCAAAAAAAAACUACAAACGGUUAUGGACCAGUAGUCCCGCUGACAAUUAUAGUAAAGAAAGUUCGCGAGAACGACAAAUGAUUGCAGAUAUUGAGGAGUAUCAUGACACUAACUAUUUUGCCAAGAAUGCUGAAGAAUUCGUGGACAAAGGAAAUCAGAGCGAGACUCUUCUGGAAACAGACAGGUGGAAUUUGUCUGCUAAAGACCACCAAACCGUCUCCAUUGUACUUCCGAGUUGUUUGACCGUGGGCUUUUUGCCGAACCGAUUGGAUACGAUGAUAUCAAGAGUCACUCCCGCACUCCAAGAAGGCCCUGCAUUCAGACCAGCCGAUCGGCUAGAGAACUGUCUUUCAUCUGUUGCUUUUCCUGCAGUUCAAGCUGCCCUCAGUACUAUACUUUGUGUUUGCAGCCUGUUAUUCGUCAACCUCUACAUGACUCAAAAAACACGCUCAUCAAUAUCGACAAUUGCACCAUCUACUGCGGCGAUGCUGAUGAAAGAAAAAUGCCAAGCCAGCAGUCGGCAAUUGUCUGAACUGAUGCAAGGAUGGGACCUGAAGAACAAUCCAAUGUGCUUGGAAAACGGUCCUGUCACACAGCAGACAUCGGACAGCGAAAAUCGUCUGAGAGACUUUUGCAAGCGGACAAAUCUCAUCAUUGCAUUCAUAUUUAAGAGGAAUCAUCGAUGCCAUCAGCUUACGUGGCAAGGGACAACCCCAUUAAUGCAAAAAGAGCAGCGAAAGCGGAAGGUGCCGACUCUCAAGCUUCAGCUCGAUUACGCCCUUUGUCACAUAUCCGAAGAUACGCGAUAUUGA
Messenger RNA from Necator americanus (New World hookworm), 942 nucleotides. RefSeq lists its product as uncharacterized. The record is from RefSeq and is a predicted model, not a curated record. The transcript is spliced from 7 exons. Lineage: Eukaryota; Metazoa; Nematoda; Chromadorea; Rhabditida; Ancylostomatidae. Gene Ontology annotation, cellular component: membrane. The coding region runs from base 1 to 942 and encodes 313 amino acids.